AUGUCUACCGAGGCUGAAUCUGAGAAGCAGCAAGACGCUCAGCCUGUUCCGUGGGAAGAGGAUGCUGCCAACCCGCAAAACUGGAGCAAUUUCAAAAAAUCUGUCAAUCUGGGCAUCGUAUCCCUUCUAGCAUUCAUUACACCCUUGGAAUCCUCCAUCAUCGUCCCCGGCGUCCCUUUGCUACGAGAUGAUUUCCAUGAGACGCGCAGGCCAGUGACCUCCCUGGUUGUUUCCAUCUACGUACUUGGCUUUGCUUUCGGUCCAGUAAUCUUGUCGCCCCUGUCGGAACUUUACGGAAGGCGGAUUCUCUUCAAUAUAUCCAACAUCGCCACGCUGGCCUUUACAAUUGCAAGCGCUGCUGCUCCGAACAUUGCAUCAUUUAUUGUCUUUAGGUUCGUCGGGGGAAGCUUUGGGGCUGGACCUAUGAACAUCGGAGGGGGUAGCAUCGCAGAUCAGAUCCCUCUUGCGAGAAGAGGGUUUGUGAUGUCCAUCUUCUUCACAGGCAUAUUUCUGGGUCCGGUAAUUGGACCUGUAAUUGGGGGCUUCAUUGCGAAAGCCAUUGGCUGGAGAUGGGUCUUCUGGAUCAUGGCGAUUCUGAAGGGAGUCAUUUCUAUAAUGACCUUCUUCUUUCUCUCGGAGAGUCAUCACCCGACCAUCCAAAAGAGUAUGGCGAAAAAAAGGUUACGGCCAUCGGAUGAGAUAUCCGAGGAACAAAAACCGCAGUUCAAGACGGUCCUGUUAAGGUCUCUCACUAGGCCAAUGAGGAUGCUUUUUGGCAGCCCAAUCGUUGCUGGUCUUUCGUUAUACCUUGCACUCAUUUACGGAUACCUAUAUCUGCUCUUCACAACCUUCUCGACAGUAUUUCCAGAGCAGUAUGGGUUUGGUAUUGAUAUUCUAGGCCUGGCCUUUCUUGGCAUGGGAGUUGGGUGUGUUUUGGCCCUGGUCCUCUUGUCGUGGAUGAGUGACUGGGUUCAGGACAAGCUGACUAAAAAGCACGGCGGAACGAAGCCUGAAUAUCGCUUGCUGCCCAUUGUUCUCGGCAUUCCGCUGCUCCCAAUAGGUUUAUUCGUCUACGGCUGGACCGCACAGUACAAAACACAUUGGAUAGUACCAAUUAUCUUCACUGGCUUCACGGGCGCGGGAUUGAUCUUCUCCUUCCUUCCAACCCAGAUUUACAUGAUCGACGCUUUUACGACUUACGCCGCAAGCGCUUUGGCAGCAACGAGCGUGGUUCGAAGCAUCGUGGGUGGUUGUCUCCCUAUCGCUGGGCUACCUCUUUACCAGGCACUAGGAUACGGUUGGGGGAAUUCUCUCCUUGGGUUUAUCGCCAUUUUCGUAUCCAUCGGGCCGCUUCUAUUCUGGAGGUACGGCGAAGCCUUGCGCAAGAAAUAUGAUGUCAAGUUUGAUUAG
Messenger RNA from Clonostachys byssicola, 1410 nucleotides. The record is from the annotation of a GenBank genome assembly. NCBI's taxonomy places the organism in Eukaryota, Fungi, Ascomycota, Sordariomycetes, Hypocreales, Bionectriaceae.